Messenger RNA from Microdochium trichocladiopsis, 1188 nucleotides. RefSeq lists its product as uncharacterized. The record is from RefSeq and is a predicted model, not a curated record. The transcript is spliced from 2 exons. Lineage: Eukaryota; Fungi; Ascomycota; Sordariomycetes; Xylariales; Microdochiaceae. Bases 81 to 1028 code for a protein of 315 amino acids.
GCAUCCUUUGCAUAGUGAAGGAUCACGACCAAGUCUCGACAACAACAAUACCUCGCACGCGGCGGAAGCAGAGACUCAACAUGUCGGCAUUCCCGAUAGGUCUCUUGUCCCUCCUUUUGGUCCGUGUUGUGACGGCCGACAACGACAACGAGACAUUAUGCUACUGGCCCGAUGGCAGUGUUGCUGUUGGCGACGUCCCCUGCAAUACUUCGGCCAGCGGGUAUUCAUCAUGCUGUGCCACAGGCGACGUGUGCUACAAAGGGACAAUCUGCGCGAGCAUGAAGUUUGAGAACACAUUCUACCGAAGCAGCUGCACAGAUCAACUGUGGCGCGAUAGCAACGAUUGCACGAUGAGAUGUGCAUUCACCAACGUCAGAAGCACGCUGGCUGGGCCGGAGAUCCUGACCAAGUGCUCAGGUGACAACAAGUGGGCAUGCAAUGGGCUGCAAGAUGCGGUAUAUCAUUGUGAGAACAAUGCUUACAGCCUAAGUGAUGACGAUUUCAUCGUCGUAACCUCAUUGGCCGCGGCGUCUGCGUCAACGUCAACGUCAGCAUCGAGCUCUCCGACCACAAAGGGGAGCACAAGCUCGGAGCCCUCGACCUCCACCACCCCGUCAGACGAAUCGCAACAAGAUCACUCUACCCAAGGGCCGACGGUAAGGAAAGGGGAAAUGGCGGGCGGAGUAGUUGGCGGCAUUUUUGGCGGCAUCGUUGUGGGCGCCCUUGGGAUGUGGCUCUUUUCGAACUACAUGCAACGCCGCGACCGCGACCGCGAGGCGCCGGCGAUGGCCAACGAUUUGCCCAUUGCGGUAUCAGAAAGCAACAGCAGCAGUGAGCCACAGACAGAAUUCUUGCAGAGAGGAUCCAGUGGCACGCAGUACAGCCCAAUGGCGUAUCAAGCUCCCGGUCAACAUUUAAAUGCUCCUUCGUCCAUGGCGGGUGCCGCGGUCCCAACAAGCGAGAGAACGAGCCUGAUCAUGACAUAUAAUGAGCCUUAUGAAUUAGCUGAUACAAGCCCGCAGAGUUAGUGGGCGAAGUAAUGGGCUUGUGUUUGUGAUAGAACGGGUACGGGGCACGAAGGUCAGCACGUGGGAUGCGCAGCCCUGGAUUCUUAUGUACUUGAGUAGUCAUCAGUCACGCAGAUGGAAUUGAAGCAUGAUUGUACUCGGGAGUGCAAUCAUAGAUAAG